Messenger RNA from Portunus trituberculatus (swimming crab), 1766 nucleotides. RefSeq lists its product as uncharacterized. The record is from RefSeq and is a predicted model, not a curated record. NCBI's taxonomy places the organism in Eukaryota, Metazoa, Arthropoda, Malacostraca, Decapoda, Portunidae. The transcript has 5 exons. Bases 1 to 1470 code for a protein of 489 amino acids.
AUGGUACAAGAAAUGUACCGAAUGGCACUGCAUUGUCUGCUGCAAGACAGAUUGAGCCUCUCAGAGGAGGACGUGGAGCGGCUGGAGAAACGCUGCAAGGAAGAGGACCUGCCGGAUCAAGAAGUCUUGGGAGCGUUCUUCACUCUGCAGUUGUCUGUCAACAACAGUGUACGUGAAGAACACUACUCGCUGCCCCACAAAGGACUGCUGGAGUACUUUGCCGCACGACAUAUCAUGCAGCGCCUUCAGGAUGGGUCCCUUCCUCCAUCAGGGGCUGUCAGGAGCCUGCUUCAAACCGUCAGUCAGCAAGGGACAUUUCAUGGUCUGCGUAACCUUUUCUUCCACGUGGCGGGCCUGUUGGCCAGAGAAGAGGUACCAAAUCGCACUGAGGCAAAAAAGGAAGUAAUAGAGCUGGUGGCGAUGACUGGCUUAGAGUGGGAUGGACCAAUACCACUGGUAGAUGAGAGGAAAGAAAAGUUGUAUGAAUGUGUUCUAAGGUGGGAGGAAUGUCUGUCACUAGUGGAACACACGGAUUAUGAUGAAGGCUUCCUGCAGGCCAUCGCUCACCACGUCACAGUAAACCCUCCUGGUGGCACGGUAUGGAUAAAAGAUAAUAUGUUGGCCAGCGCUGCGGCACUGCUCCCCCGUACUUCACCACCAACAACAGUGGAAUUAUGGCUGUACAACGAAAGUGUGAAUGUGGAGAAUGUUCGUGCCUUGAGUCAUUACCAUUGCAGUGAGUUGAGGCUACACCACCAUUACCAGCACCCCGGCAACACACCUGCCUCACAUGCCAUGCUGCACACCAUACGCAGGAGCCGCCUUGAGGUGUUUGUUGGUCAACUGAGUGCUGAUUGCCUGACACUGCUCCCUGAAUGCCUUGAGGUGCUACACCUGGCUGUAUCCAGUGAUGAGCACGCUACCCGCCUCACCGCAGCACUCUCCCGAGCCGUCUCAUCUCUGCCUAACCUGUCCGAACUUAUAAUACACGUCCCCAUGUCGAUGGUAACAUCAGCGGCGGUUCUGUCACCACUGCCUGAUACCUAUGUGUCCCUGGUCUUGUCUGGUGUGGACCAAAAUCUGGUGAAGGAAGCGUGUGAUGUGGCCGCAGCUCUCCAGCCUAGAACGGGAUAUUGUGACAUUGGGUUCCCCCUGGCCAGGAUGGAGGCGGCAGGGUGGCGGCGCCUCCUCCACCUGAUGGUCACGAUGAGGACAGAGAAGGCGGAUUGGUUGCAAGGAGGUUUUAUGAUACCUGAGGAAAGCAUUACAGAGGAGGAGUGGUCGGAGUUCACCAAACUCACUCGCACUUUAUGGGGGUGUCGGGUGUACAGAUUUACCUGUGACGUCUGUGACAAGAUGUUUUUGAACAAGGUAGACGCAGAUCUGUGCUACAAAAAUCAUUUGGACAUGUGCAUCCAGCCUCUGCCGCGUGUACCAGGGCCGUCACAAAAUAUUUCCUGCAGAAAUUAAAUGUGUAAUGUUUUAUUUGAGCCUUGCCUUCAAUUAUCCCAUUCCCAUAAUAAUAUCUUUAUAUUACGGUGGAAUGAGGCUAUAUAUUAUAUAUCUCAGCUUGGCGUGAUCCUGCAACUAAAGAUUACAAUAGUUUUUCCGGCGAGCGACGAAGGAGAUUCGUCUGGCAGUACCACUAUCGUUUUCAGUGGAAGCGUUCGCUUAUUUGGACAAACGCUUCUGGACCGUUCGCCUUCCACAAAGUGCUACUGAAAACGCCUUAAGUGUGUGUGUGUGUGUGUGUGUUUACCCUUGGC